ACAGAGCAAAAUACAAAGAAAUAUUGUCAGUGUUCCCAACCUCCUCACUCCUCAUUUAUGAAACAUGUCUUUCUUUAUUUAUUUGACAUCAAAGCUCUGUCAAGUGAAAUUCUCAACUCAACUCACAAUAUUAUAUAUAUAUAUAUAUUAUAUAUAAUAUAUAUAUGUUUUCGGGGGUGAGUUUGUGAUUCUGUACACAACAGGAAAUUGUUUAUUACUUACUGGUCUACCAACAGUGCACUGAUGGCCUUUAAACUUCGCAAGUAUCAUUAUCAGUGUGCUUCUAUUUCUCCUUUUCUUGCAUUUGUAGCUACAGAAACUAGCUACCCAGGAACACCCUCUUGAAUUGGUCACUUUGCUGAAGCUUUUAACUAUAUAAAAUUUAAAAGGCAAGACCUCUGAUUGGUUUAGAGCUGUGUUUGGUUGGUUCAAAGAACAAAAAAAAAAAAAAAGUUUUAGCAAAAUAAACAGUGCUGCUGUCCUUAGAAUCAAUAAUUCAAGUCAAAACACAUGUUUUAUUGGUUGUACCUUGGUUGUAAUUUUAGCAAAAUUGUGUACCUCAGGGUGGGUUCUGUGAUCUGAUUAAGUGGUGGAGUUUUCACAUGCUUGGAUAUAUAUAGAGAGAGAGAAAGAGAGCUGAGGGAGAAAUUGGUGGAAUAUGGCCACUGGGCACCAAAACCUAAAGGGAGUGCCAGAAAACCUAAGGAAGCAGCUAGCUAUUGCUGUUAGAAGCAUUCAGUGGAGCUAUGCAAUCUUCUGGUCUAUUUCAUCAAGACAACCAGGGGUAUUGGAAUGGGGUGAUGGGUACUACAACGGGGACAUCAAGACAAGGAAAACAGUUCAAGCUAUGGAAUUCAAUGCUGACCAACUGGGGUUGCAGAGGAGUGAGCAAUUGAGAGAACUUUACGAAUCUCUCGCCGCCGGUGAAACCAACACACAAGUUAGACGCCCUUCGGCUGCAUUGUCCCCUGAAGAUCUCACCGAUACAGAGUGGUAUUACCUGGUUUGCAUGUCCUUCAUGUUCAAUAUUGGCCAAGGGUUGCCAGGAAGGACAUUGGCAAAUGGAAAACCCAUCUGGCUAUGCAAUGCUCAGUAUGCAGAUAGCAAAGUUUUCAGUCGCUCUCUGCUGGCAAAAAGUGCAUCUAUCCAGACUGUGGUAUGCUUUCCAUUUUUAGGGGGUGUGGUUGAGCUGGGGGUAACUGACCUGGUUUUAGAGGACCCUAACCUUAUUCAGUACAUAAAAACUUCGUUCUUGGAGAUUCCACACCCAAUUGUUUCCAAAAUACCUGAUUACAAUCCCAGAAAUGACAGGGAACUUGUUUGUGCAAAUCUUGAUUAUGAUAUCCUUGACACCAAUCUUGAUCCGGUUGACUGCGAAGAAGUAAAAGUUUGUUCUCCCAGUAACAAUUCGAAUGGGUUUUUGCUGAAUCAACCGGCAGAAGAAGAAUCACUUAUGGUUGAAGGUUUAAGUGGGGGCGGCGCUUCUCAGGCAAAAAGCUGCCGAUUGAUGGAUGAAGAAAUUAGUAAUUGUGUGUACAAUUCUAUGGAUUCCAGUGACUGCAUAUCUCAAACCAUUGCAAGUCCUUAUAAGAUUGUCUCAAUUUCGAAAGGAGAGACAGUAAAUGGUGGUGGCUCUUUGCCUAACCUUCAAGAGUAUAACAAGGUGAGACUGACCUCAUUAGAUUUUCUAAAUGAAAACAUCCACUACCAAAGUGUUCUUUCAACCCUUCUGAAGAGCUCCCAACAAUUGAUUUUGGGACCAUGUUUUCAAAAUCGUAAUAAAGAAUCCAGCUUUAUUAGUUGGAAGAAAGGAUUGGUGGGUGGUCAGAAGCGUUCGUGUGGAACUCCACAAGGAAUAUUGAAGAAGGUACUCUUUGAAGUUGCUCGAUUGCACGGUGGUUGCUUGGUUGAGUCUAGAGAAGGUAAUGGCAGGAGAGAUGAAGCACAGAGACCAGAGGUUGGUGAAACUGACAAAACCCAUGUAUUGUCAGAGAGGCGGCGAAGGGAAAAAAUAAACGAAAGAUUUUUGGUUCUUGGGUCAUUGGUUCCUUCUGCUAGCAAGGUUGAUAAAGUUUCUGUACUUGACAACACAAUAGAAUAUCUCAAGGAGCUCGAGAGAAGGGUGGAAGAGUUGGAAUCUUGUAAAGAGGACGCGGAGUUAGAAGCAAUAACAAGAAGGAAACCCCAAGACACUGCAGAGAGGACAUGUGAUAGCCAUGGCAACAACAAAACUGAUAACGGCAAAAAGCCCUUGAUAAACAAGAGAAAAGCUUGUGACAUUGACGAAGCUGGGCCUGAGAUCAAUCGUGUUCUCCUAAAUGAUAGUUCGACUGAUAAUGUAGCUGUCAGUAUGGUUGAGGAGGAUGUUCUGACUGAGAUCAAGUGUCCCUGGAGGGAGUGUUUGUUGAUCAAACUCGUGGAUGCAAUAAGCAACCUUCACCUAGAUUCUCACUCGGUUCAAUCUUCCAACAUUGAUGGUAUUCUCACCAUGACCAUUAAAUCUAAGCAGUUCAAGAGACCAACGGCUGCAUCAGCAGGGAUGAUCAGCCAGGCACUUCAAAGAGUUAUUGACCAGUGUUAGAGAUUAUUCCUACACCGAUAACGGCAGGUUGUUUGAGCUCUUUUAGAUUUGAUGUAAUGUAAAAUAGUGUAGUAUUAUGUUACACUGUUUAGAUCUCUAAUUUGUUGACACAAGUUCUUGGGGAUUUCUCUCCCUAUUAGAGCAGCCCAAUAAACAAAAUUUCUAUAAUAUAUAUUUAUAUGUAUGUAUUAAUUUA
This is a messenger RNA of Cornus florida, 2777 nucleotides long. RefSeq names its product transcription factor EGL1-like. NCBI's taxonomy places the organism in Eukaryota, Viridiplantae, Streptophyta, Magnoliopsida, Cornales, Cornaceae. Gene Ontology annotation, molecular function: protein dimerization activity. The transcript is spliced from 8 exons. Bases 659 to 2581 code for a protein of 640 amino acids. The record is from RefSeq and is a predicted model, not a curated record.